AUGAAAUUAGAGUUUAUUAAAUACAAAUCAAUAUAUUUAAAAUCAUGUGCAAAACUUAUUAAAGAAACUUGGACAAUUGAUGAUGAAUUAAUAAAUCCUUCACAAUCACGUCAUUUAUAUUAUUAUUAUAUACGAAAUUGUGUUGAUAAUUCAAUUUAUACACAAUUAAUUAUUGAUAAAGAAACCGAAAAUGUUUUAGGUAUUUUAUUUGGUAGUAAUCAAAAUCAAACAACAUAUAAAUCAUCUAUAAAAAAUUUUCGAAAUUUCUUAAUUUUAUUUAAACAUAUUAUUUUCGGACAUCUUGGAAAACGUUUUAUUGCAUUAAAAUAUAUGAAAGAUACAUUAGAUUUAGAUAAAUGUAUUGAAAAAUAUUGUGAAAAUUUUGAUAGUGAAUUAAAUUUAUUUGUAUUAAGUAAAGAAUUACAAGGACAAGGUUAUGGAAAACAAUUAAUGAAUAAUUUUAUUGAAUUUUGUAAAAUUCAAGGAAAAAUUCAUAAUAUAUUUUUAUGGACUGAUAUUAGUUGUAAUUAUGGAUUUUAUGAACAUUAUGGAUUUAGAUUAUAUAAACAAUUUUAUGAUGAUCGUCUUACGGAUCAUGAUGAUAAACGAACUGAUAAACCAAAUGGAUUUAUAUUUUGUAAAGAAUCGAUUUAA
Messenger RNA from Adineta steineri, 654 nucleotides. The record is from the annotation of a GenBank genome assembly. Lineage: Eukaryota; Metazoa; Rotifera; Eurotatoria; Adinetida; Adinetidae.